CCGCAGUUUUUUAGGAAGAAAUGAGAUGUUUAGAUAUCUUCUUUAUAUUUCGUGCUUACUUUUAUUACCCAACCUGGUACCCAUCAGUUUCACAGAAGCAGAGGAUCGGGAACUUAGUAUAUCCCGAAAGGAGGCAUCUUCCAGAUCGAGAAUCCAGGACGGCAUGGGACCGACGCAUUAUAAUAGACUGUAUGACGCCUAUCGGGAAAGAUUAAAGGGAGAGGGAGGAGAGCAAACUGAAGACGAAGAAAAAUCGGAUUCGAAAGAUGCACCACUUCAAAGAGAUGUAAUUGCCCUAACUAAAAAAGUAAAUGAACCCAUUUCAAAAGAGAAAGAUUCUAAAGUACUACCCAUUAUCGAUGCAACCGAUGAUCGGCCCAUGCCAUCGAGCAAAUGUCUGGCCCGUCUUCCAUAUCGUAAUAAAGAAAAUCAAAGUGUUAAGGCCAAGGUCGAUGCUAAAAAUCCCUUGGUGAGUAGUAUGAUUUUGCUAAAAUUGGAUGUACCUGAAAAUGUGCUACGAGUUAAAACACCGGAGAAGACACAAGAUCCUGGAGAUCGCAAAAUUUUCGAACUCAAUCGCAUAUACAAGGAUUUCCUGAAAGCCUGGCAACAACCAUCACCAAAGACUGAAGUCCCAGCUAAACCUCUAAGUUCUUCAGGAUCUGUGAGACUGAGUGCAUUGUCCGAUUUGAUGGAUGUCAUCGAGCGCCUCCAACAAAGAGAUUUGGUUAAAGAGUUAGCACAAAAGAUUAGCGAUGAGAUGGAACCCAAUCUGCAGAAACAAAUCAAGCAGGAUGCCCUUCUGGUGACCGAAAGUAGAGCCUCUUUGAGAGCUAUUAAAAAAAAUGAUCUCUCUGGGAUCUUUGAAAAUGUGGAACCCGGAAGCGCUUCUGUAGCUUUCAAAAAAAUGCUAGAUGAUAUCAACUCCAGAAGAUCAAGCAUUAAGGCUGGUGGGCUUUAUGAUGAGUACAAGAAGGGUUUCUGUCAGUUAUUCAGCGAUCAUAAAUUCACUAGGCAGUCGCUGAUAACCAGCGAAGCGGAUUAUCCUUUGGAUAGCGAAUCAAGUCGCAGGGUGAAUGGAGAGGACCUUUUUCCCAGUCAGUCUGAUAAAACAAAAGCAAUUUCUUUUAAAAGUAAUGAACCAGAAAACAAAACCCCAGCCAAGCUCUGUGUUCCAGUGGCAAAUCCCAGCACAAACAAUAACUAUUUGAGGGCUCUGGAAACCUUUAUCAAGUUGAACAAGGAGAGUAACAAGAACGGCGGCUUAAAGCCCUAUUACCUACCAAAUUCUAAAAAUCGUCAGUUGAUUUGGAAUGAUAUUCCCUUGAUUAAGCCAGGCUUAAGUGAAACACCUAAGAAAACCUUAGAGAAUAAGCCAAAAUAUAAACCUUCUAGUACUCCCAUCCAAGAGAAUGUGGUGCCUGAAAAGGAACCCAAUAAAGUACCUAGUUCUAAACCUGCUCUUAAACUGGAAACUAAAGUCUUAGAAUGUGUUCCCAAAGCCGACAAUAAAGUGCUAGCCACAAACCCUUGGCAAGAAGUUUUCUCAGGACUGGAUCCCAAACAAAUCAUCAGCGGAUUGAAGGCCAUCAAGCAAUCGUCCUUCUUCAACUUGGUGGAUGAGUAUCAGAAGCAGAUUGAUAACCUUAAUCAGGCGUUGAAAACAAAGCAAAGUUGGUGGAAGGAGGUUUUGGAGAGGGGCAAGUCUCCUCUCAGGACACCCGAGAAAAGGAAUAUACUAAUGGGUAAUGCCGCUUCUGGACCUCCGCCGCCAGCGCCUUUUCCCGAGGUCCUAGUCAAUCAGGCUACACAACUGGGUGGUAAUAAUGUCAUUGAUAACAUGGCCACUCAAAUGAACCUGUCACCUGUGGAGCUGGCUAAAAGAAUUGUCGGAAAUGGUCAGAAUAGUGCAGUAAAUUCAGGCGAUGGACGAGCUAGACUUGUACAAAAUCUCAUGCAACCAGCAAGUCAGAUCGGAGGUAGUUUCAAGAAAGGACCAGAGGUCUUGUGCCAAGUCCCAUGUCAAUCGAUGGGUCAAUCCUCGCAGCCAUCUCAACAACAACAACAACAACAGCAAGAGGAGCAGUCGGGGAUUUCCCCGGUUCUAGACAAGAUUCUUGAGCGUUUGGAGACCAUUCAGGCAACGAAAUGCAAUAAAUCCGCGGAUGAGGAGGAGGAGAAGAAUCUGCCUUGCUGCUUUGUGGACCCAGCAGAUGGUUCCCCCUGUGACCUGAACGGCUCCUGGGAGUCCCUUGUCCUGGGAGUUCGUAUAAAUAUCAAAUCCCCACCCAUGUCUUCAGAUGGGGAAGUAAAAGAUAGGCCCACCUGUAGUCAACACAAAAGUUCUCGCACCCAUCAUCGUAGAUUCGUGCGACAGUGCGUCAAGAUGAACAAGACCCAGUUAAAGGGUAUAGCCGAAACAAAAACGCCCAAUUUUCAAGGAAUACCGCUGAACAUUAGUGUACAGGAAACAGUACCGCCAAGAGCCCACGAACUUAUCGAUAAUCUAACCGACUGGCACUUUUCCGGCCAUGCCCUCAUGAUCCUCGGCGGACCCCUUUCGCUCUCCUUCCGCAAGGUCAAUUCCAAUCUGAUCGGACACUUUGUGGGAUAUUGCCGCACCUGCGGCUGUGUGGACACCAUUUUUGGCUCCUGGAGCUUCUGUCAGCCGUCGCGGGACUGCCAGGAUAUCUGCAUGUCCAUAGUGGAUAGGCGCGAUAUGUUGCGACGAUAUAGUAUGGAUGAGCGGCGAAAGAAUCGGUUCAAAGAGCAGCUCUACAUGGGCAGCAAGUUCGCCAAAAUGGAAAAAGACCGACUGCUCGCCGAACAGGAAAAGUACCAAAAACUUAAGUCUCAAGCCGCAAGCACUUUGUACGUCAAUAAUACUAGUUCUAAAAGUUAGACUUGAUUUUAAAUUUUGUUCAUUUUAUGUUUUGGUUUAAUACGUAUUUCAAUUAUUUUAUAAAAAGUUAAUGUUAUAGAGAUAUUAUAUUGCCAUUAAUAAAAGUUUGGCCAAUAAAUGUUUAAUAAAAAGAAAGUAGAUAUUUUUGAAAAAAAAUGAGUAUU
Molecule: messenger RNA, 3066 nt
Organism: Drosophila suzukii
Lineage: Eukaryota; Metazoa; Arthropoda; Insecta; Diptera; Drosophilidae
Source: RefSeq, a predicted model, not a curated record